Messenger RNA from Staurois parvus, 376 nucleotides. Lineage: Eukaryota; Metazoa; Chordata; Amphibia; Anura; Ranidae. The record is from the annotation of a GenBank genome assembly.
GGUCCCUCGUUACGGCCUCCCAUUGCUGCAGUCUCAUCGCCCACAUUCUGCCAUGUGCCACUUUCAGGUCUCCUCACAAUGCUUGGGUGGGUAGAAAUUUUUUGACCUAGGGUGCUGGCAGAUUACGGGCCUCCCAUAGCUAGCUGCCAGGCCCCUAAUGCUGCCAUAGGCCCCCUAUAUUCGCCUCCUCAUGCUGCUGCCAAGUCCAGAGUGUCUGUCAUGGGUCCCAUGUACGGCUCUUACCAUUGCUGCUGUCUCCAUCGCACAUCUGCCAUGUGCCACUUUUCAGGUCUCCUCACAACACUGCUGGUGUAGAUGUCUGUCAUGGGUCCCUGUACGGCCUCCCAUUGCUGCUGUCUCCAUCGCCACACUCUGC